Molecule: messenger RNA, 1232 nt
Organism: Acipenser ruthenus (sterlet)
Lineage: Eukaryota; Metazoa; Chordata; Actinopteri; Acipenseriformes; Acipenseridae
Product: gastrin-releasing peptide-like
Exons: 3
Coding region: 54-524 (156 amino acids)
Biological process (GO): neuropeptide signaling pathway
Molecular function (GO): neuropeptide hormone activity
Source: RefSeq, a predicted model, not a curated record
UUCAGGAGCAACAUUAAGCACAAGGCUCAUAUUACACCUGAUACUCAGCAACAAUGGGUGCCGAAUUUACCGUUUGUAAAUAUCGUUCUGUGCUUUCUUUGAUAGUUUUAGGGGUAGUUAUCUGUAGGACCCACUUCGGAUCUGCCGUCCCAGUGCAAAACGAAGAACCUCUUACUAAAAUGUACCCCAGAGGCAGCCACUGGGCUGUAGGUCAUUUGAUGGGGAAGAAGAGCAUUGGCUUGCCUUUUGGUUAUGAGGGUGAUGACAAGAUGUUCUAUGCAUCUGCACCAGAAGAAGUCAAACAGCUUGAAGGAUACUUGCAGUGGUCUGAAUUUGUCAAAAACUUGAUAAGGUUAUUGGAUGUGAACGACAGUCGGAAUGCCCAGCUUUUAAGACAAGAGAUUCUGUUCAAUAGAAAGAAACAGUGGGAGGCAGCAGACACCACCACCAAAAACAACAACUUAAAGGAGAUGACAGACUACCUGCUGCAGAUUCUGAAUAUGAAAGACAAUAACCCAAGUUGAAUUGAAGAUAUAUCUACUUAUAUACACUACCUUUGAGAGACUUGGCUGUUCUACAGGCAUUCUACUGUAACUAGUACCAAACAAAACUGCUUUUGUGUUGAACAAUGCAUUCUUGUAUUUCUGCCUUUAACUUGACUCAAUUUAACAACAUUUUAUUCUUUGGGUUUGUGUGGUUUAUUUAUUUAUUUAUUUAUUUAUUUACUUGUAUAUAAACUUUUUGAACGGGGUCUUAAUAUCUCAAUAUUAUUAUAGUUUUCUUGAGUAAAAUUAUAGUAUUUUUUAAUGCUAACCCCAAUGUUUAUCACCGUUUGUUGAAUCUACAUUACAUUAUUAUAUUGUCAAAUACACAAAUAUAUUAGAUGAAAAUGUUUUAUUUGAAGGCAUACAUUUGAAAUGUGUACCUGUGUUUGUCCCUUAUUUACAUUACAAAUGUAGAACCAUUAUCAUUAAGGGCUCAUUUAAACUGGCGGGGUGUGUGUAGCUUUGCAUGUUUCAGAUUGAUCUAGAAGGUUCUUUCCGAAUUUAAAGAUCAUGUAGCUUGUUAGAUUUGAAUUGUAUUCAAAUUAAACUUUUUGCAAUCAUACUGGUUCAGGGUUCUGGGUUCUGUGGUUCUAAUGCUGAUUUUUUCUUCUUCUCAAUAUCAGCCUUUAUGUGGCUUGGCGCUUGUUUAUAUAGCUGCUUUAAAUCAAGGCAACCCCAGUGUGCAUC